Molecule: messenger RNA, 978 nt
Organism: Hibiscus syriacus
Lineage: Eukaryota; Viridiplantae; Streptophyta; Magnoliopsida; Malvales; Malvaceae
Exons: 1
Coding region: 1-978 (325 amino acids)
Source: RefSeq, a predicted model, not a curated record
AUGUAUAAUGUACCUCUUGAAUUGUUUUCUCGUGAAGGUCUUAGCUACAUUGCUAGUGCUCUAGGAGUUUCUUUAUCUAUGGACUCAAUUACUGCUUCUAAAACUAGACUAGAAUAUGCUAAGGUCUGCAUUGAGAUAGGUGCUAAGAAGGAAAUCCCUAAAACUAUUAAAAUGGUCCUUACUAAAGGACAAACCACUACAAUCUUUGUAGAAGUCCCCUGGUAUCCUAACAGUUGUAGAAAGUGUGAAUCUUUUGGUCAUUCUGAUAAAAGCUGCCAUGUUAAAAUGACAACAACUCCUACUUCUUCAAAAGUUUGGAGAAAAAAAGAUGUCUUGAAUGCUAAUUUAGAAUCCAAAUCCACUGAAGGAAUUGAUGUCCUGCAGGAACCUAUGCCAGACUCUUCUCCCUCAAAGGAAAAGUUUGAGCAACCUCAACUAGACUCUCCUACCUCAAAGGAAAAGUCUGAGCCCAAUAUUUUAGAUCCAGAUUUAGCAACUGAAAGUCAUUCUUCAGUCCAAAUAGAACCUUUUUCCAAGGGUGAACCAUCUGUUUUCCCAAGUAAUUUUACUGGUGAAAAAAUAAAUGUUUUAUCCCAUCCCUAUACUCUAACUGAAGAAUCUGUUAAAGGGGAACUUUCUUCUCUGGCUAUCUCAACUAUUGAUAAGGAAAAAAAGAUUACUUCUAUCCCUAAAAGAGGUAGAGGCAGACCUCUAAAAGUCAAAUCUAAAGUUGCUCUAAAAGAAUCAGCAAAAAGAUUUGAAAUCCUUAGCAUAGUUUAUGAGAAUUCACCUACUAUUGAGGGACAAGUUAGAAAAGUUAGGCCUGUUGCUUCAGGAGUUGCAAAUCUGCUUAAAGAACUUAACUUAAAAAAGAAGGAGCACAUUGUUAAAGCAAAUAGUUCUUUAGAUAGAGAUAAAUGGGUGUACCCAUCUCUCAUUCCCAAUGAUUAUUUUGCUUCUAGAACAUCAGAGGAUUAA